GGAUAUGCGAUUAAAGAUUUAGGAUGUGUAGUUAAAUUAUAUUAAAUUACAGAGUUAUAUUGCCAAAGUAAACGGUAUACAAGCAACGAGAGCCCCGACGACUACGCAGUUUUUGGGAGAGUAGAGUGCAUUCUAGUGCAAGAAGUGAAAAAUACACGCGCGCGUACAGCAAAACGCACACUCUGUAAACAGGCUAACCACCAUCCCCGCAGCAGCCGACGAGUCAGCAAUUUGUGCCACACACACAAAAAGAACAACCAGCAGGCAGAAGCAGCAGCAGCAGCCACAGCCAGCAUUAACAACAACAUCAUCAUCACAUUUGUAGCUUCCAUCAGAAAAUGAAUCGCACGGAUGGCUUGGUCAGGCGCACCGUGAAGUACCGCGAGAACGGUGCGGAGGGUGCUGCUGGUGGCUUGAAUGCCAAUACACCAGACGACAAUCAAGAUCCAAAUGACAGCGGCAAGGAUCAGGAGGAUAACAUCGACGAUGGUGACUCCAAGGAGACGCGGCUAACGCUUAUGGAGGAGGUCCUGCUAUUGGGUCUCAAGGAUAAAGAGGGUUACACAUCGUUCUGGAAUGACUGCAUAUCAAGCGGAUUGCGGGGCUGCAUUCUCAUAGAACUUGGCAUCCGAGGACGUGUGAUGAUUGAAAAGUCUGGCAUGCGGCGACGUGGCCUAUGUACAAGAAAAUUGAUACUGAAAUCUGAUCAGGCGACGGGUGAUGUUCUUUUGGAUGAGGCGUUGAAACACAUUAAGGAAACAGAUCCACCAGAGACGGUCCAGAGUUGGAUUGAAUAUCUCAGUGGUGAAACUUGGAAUCCAUUGAAAUUACGCUACCAGCUAAAGAAUGUACGCGAACGUCUGGCCAAGAACCUGGUGGAGAAGGGUGUUCUGACAACGGAAAAGCAAAACUUUCUGCUAUUCGAUAUGACGACACAUCCGCUCAACGAUAAUGUUGUUAAAUGUCGUCUGGUUAAGAAGAUACAAGAUUCAGUGUUGUCUAAAUGGGUGAAUGAUCCACAGCGCAUGGAUAAGCGUAUGCUGGCGCUAAUCUUUCUGGCGCAUGCCAGCGAUGUCAUUGAGAAUGCCUUUGCGCCGCUCAACGAUGAUGACUACGAGGUGGCCAUGAAGCGUGUACGAGAGCUGUUGGAUCUUGAUUUUGAAACGGAGGCGGCCAAGCCGAAUGCGAAUGAGAUACUUUGGGCGGUCUUUAUGGCGUUUACGAAAUAGGAUGUGGGACAUCACUCCUCUCAACAGCACACACACACACACAAGAAAAACACAGACCCACACACACACACAGAUCUGGAAUACAUUUUGCUGCUUUUUGUUUAAGAAACGAAACUUUUGCUGUGACUGGGACUCCUCCAUUCAGUUUCAAUCAAUAUCAAUAUAUAUGUUAAACUUUAAGCAACCCCCCAGAAGAAGAGCAGCCAUAAAAGAUAUACCAUCUAUAUAUAAACGAUAUAAAGAAGCUGCAAAAUUCGAAACAGUAUCCAAUCAACAGAUCCUUUCACCUUUCGGUUAAAUAUUUCUUUUACGUAUUCAACAAUUAUUCCGAAUAAACGAAACGAUAUGCUAGCCAAUAGUUGAAGUUCUUUUCUAAACAAAAAACAAAAACCACAAAAAUAUUUAAUAAGCUGUGUUCCAGAGUAUGUGACUUGAGUAUAAAUCGAAACAGAAAAAAAAAUCAGUUAACUUUUGAGGUGUAGCUCGGGAGAGAGAGAUUGACGAGAGUGCAGGAGGUCGAAGCAGAUCGCAAGAGAUAGGAGCUAUGGCAAUGUUUUUGUAAUUAUAAACUGUAACACCUAAUUGUAAGUGCCGUGCAAAACUCUACAGCCCCCACCCCCGCCCCGUGCAAAUCUAUAUUUUUGUCUGACGAUCCUACUAUAUCCUACAAAUACCAUACAUACUUUAUAUAUAUACAUAUUUUUUAAUGUCCCCCCAAAAUUGUGUGUGUUGUUUAUUAUCAAUUUAAUUUGUGAUUGCCAGGCGGAGUAUCAGUUCAAAACGUUUAUCAAAUUCCGCACUUUCGCUUUUUGUUUAAAUUGAAAUAUAAGUACAGCUACACACAAAAGUAUAUGUGCACCUGCCCCAGACACACACACACAGAAAAACAGACAGACAGAAACACUCGCAGAGACAUUCAUCUUAGGAAACCUUUUUAUUUUAUUUUAAAUUGUUAUUGAAUUUCGGGAACAUUGAAAUUGAUGAAAGUUAAAAAAAAACAUUUUCUAAAUGCUAAAGAGAAAACCUUUUCUAAAUGUU
Molecule: messenger RNA, 2267 nt
Organism: Drosophila persimilis
Lineage: Eukaryota; Metazoa; Arthropoda; Insecta; Diptera; Drosophilidae
Gene: sau
Product: Golgi phosphoprotein 3 homolog sauron
Exons: 6
Coding region: 339-1229 (296 amino acids)
Biological process (GO): Golgi vesicle budding; Golgi organization; retrograde vesicle-mediated transport, Golgi to endoplasmic reticulum
Cellular component (GO): trans-Golgi network; Golgi cisterna; cytosol
Molecular function (GO): phosphatidylinositol-4-phosphate binding
Source: RefSeq, a predicted model, not a curated record